Molecule: messenger RNA, 2367 nt
Organism: Cololabis saira (Pacific saury)
Lineage: Eukaryota; Metazoa; Chordata; Actinopteri; Beloniformes; Belonidae
Product: transcription factor JunD-like
Exons: 1
Coding region: 199-1134 (311 amino acids)
Biological process (GO): regulation of cell population proliferation; regulation of transcription by RNA polymerase II; regulation of cell cycle
Cellular component (GO): transcription regulator complex
Molecular function (GO): DNA-binding transcription factor activity, RNA polymerase II-specific; RNA polymerase II cis-regulatory region sequence-specific DNA binding; transcription factor binding
Source: RefSeq, a predicted model, not a curated record
GAGCAGCAGCCGAGAGCAGACAAGGGAUCAGGGAUCAGGGAUCUGGGAUCUGGGAUCUUAUCUGGGAUCAGGGAUCAGGGAUCUGCCUGGGCGAUAAGAGAGGGGGAAUCUGUCCCAGAACACAGGGAGUUUCUGCGGGUUUCCUCAUGUUCGGAGCAGCGCAGAGCCGCCCAGCACGCCCUCAUACGCGGAUGUAGGAUGGACCUGUGCCCCGCCAGCAGCCCGAGGGCGGCCAGCAUCGUCCUGCACAGCGCGAUGAUGAAGAAGGAGAUCAGCCUGAACCUGGACGAGCAGAGCUCCGAGCUCAAGUCCGGUCCGGACGGGCUGCUGGGCUCCCCGGACCUGGGGCUGCUGAAGCUCACGUCCCCGGACCUGGAGCGGCUCAUCAUCCAGUCCAGCGGCGGGGUCGGCGGGGUUCACCCCAGCACCCCCGCACACUUCUUCUACCCCAAGUCCGGCAGCGACGAGCAGGAGUUCGCGGAGGGCUUCGUGAAGGCGCUGGAGGACCUGCACAAGCAGAACCAGCUGAGCGACGCGGGCCCCGGGGGGGUUCCCGGGGGCCCCGGGGGCCCCGGGCUGCACCCCGCAGACCUGCCCGUCUACACCACCCUCAACGGCUACGCGGCCAGCCCGCUGGGGGCCACCACCAGCCCGCUGCACGGGGCCACCACCCUCAACUACUCCACGGACACCAUCCCCUUCCCACCGCCGCCGCCGCCGCACCUGAGCGGCGCGCAGGCGCAGUCGCAGGCGCAGACGUUGGCCGCCGCAGCCGCGCUGUCGCGGCUGCAGGCGGCGGCCAACGCCGUGAAGGACGAGCCGCAGACGGUGCCCGACAUGCAGAGCUUCGGGGAGAGCCCCCCGCUGUCCCCCAUCGACAUGGACAACCAGGAGCGCAUCAAGGCGGAGAGGAAGAAGCUGCGCAACCGGAUAGCCGCGUCCAAGUGCCGCAAGAGGAAGCUGGAGCGCAUCUCGCGGCUGGAGGACAAGGUGAAGUCCCUGAAGACGCAGAACACCGAGCUGGCGUCCACGGCCAGCGUGCUGCGGGAGCAGGUGGCCCAGCUCAAGCAGAAGGUGAUGAACCAUGUCAGCAGCGGCUGCCAGCUGCUGCCCAGCCAGGUCCAGGCGUACUAACUAACCCCGGACCGGACUGACGAACUCACAGCGCUGAAUGUGCAGUCUUGUGCCGCGUUCCAUUUGUCCUCGGAAGUGGGAAUUUCCUAGUUCCUAGUCGGUUUUUUCAACUGGAACGCCCCUCGAAGUGGGAUUUCCCACUGGGAAAGUGGGAGAGUCUUCACCACCCCCGAGUUACCAUUCCGAGAUGGCUGCCCCGGUUGUAAACAGUAGAAGAGAGCUCUGUAAAAAUUCGUACUAGCACUUCUUUCUAGUUUUGGUCACACUAAAUCAGUCAUAUACAAGUAUUGUUCAGCAUAUAUAUGCUGCUAUAGUGUACUUCACAUUUUUCAUGUGGUAUAUGAGAACUACAAACUUGUUUUCCGACUUUGUAACUGGAAAGCUGAUAACUCGGCUGUGACGUCAUUCCCAGGUCCGAGUUCCGACUUCCGAGGUAAAUGGAACGCAGCAUUGCAGUAAAAACAGUAUUAUGCAUUGAGCCUGAUUUAUGGUUCCGCGUUAAAUCGACGGCGUACGGCAUACGUCGCCGCGUACCUUACGCCGUAGGCUCUGCGUUGGUGUAACGCGGAGCCAUAAAUCAGCCUUUAUAGGGAACAUGUAUCUUCUGUAACGGGGAAAUCCUCCACGGGACCAAAGACGGUGACAUCGUGAAUUGUUUAUGUUGUUGACUGUGCCUGAGAUGCAAAACUAAACUUUUGAACGUCACGGACUCUGAUGAAAAGCUGCAAGUCGAGGGAAAAAGGAGGCAAACGUGGAACUCAGCCCGCUUUGACUCGUGGAAAUCUUGCAGUGCGUUUUUUCUUUUUCUUUUUUUUUUUUGCAGGAGACACGACUGACUUUGUUCCAGUUUUGCUGAAGCCAUGUAGCAACCCGCUAUCCGAUUAUUUAGGAUGGCUAAAGUUGGACAAUCUCAACGAGGAUGCAACCAAACUCCAAGUGAUGUCACUCACGACAUAAUGUAACGCCUUAAAUGUUUACAUCCAUUUAAUAACAACGGUUUUAUUCACUGAAACAUGCAUCGUCUUAGUAACUUUGAUUCCUUUCUCUUCUCUCACUCCCAACACUGUCCCGUCCCUCCUUGUUUUCCACGACGGUGGCUGCUGCUUUGUUCUUUACUCUCCAAACGUCCAUAACUAUAUAAAUCUAUAUGUAUUGAGAAACCUGUAUUCAUGUGUGGUGGACAUGUCGCUCAUGUCUCUCUCAGACAUUUAUUAAAGUCACUACAUUAUUUAA